AUGCUCCAGAGACUGGGAUACACAGCGCUGUUAAGGGCGGCGGGGCCUCUAAAGCCUGAAAUUCGCCUAGCGCAAGCGGUCUCGCUUUUCGAGGCAGACCUUUCCCCCGAGCAGAAACGUACCUUUCGCAGCCGGAGAGACAAUUCGCUCAAGUCCCCGCCAGACAUCCAGGAUGUCAUGCACCUCACCGCCGAGAUUGAUCGCCAUAGACUCGGCUCUGGGCCAUGUUUGGGACCUCGUUUGACCAAUAUGCUGCAGGCUAUCCAGCAAUUCGCAGCACUCGGGGACAUCGUAAUCGGCGGAGCCCAGAACAUUAUUGCGUCGGGUGUGUGGACGCUUUCCCUGGUGAAUUUCUCAUCCUGCCUCGAGAAGAUGUCGACUCUUUUCAUGAUCGUUGGUCGCUCGGCUCCCCGAUACGAAAGCAUGGCCUUGCUCUAUCCUCGAUCGAGGACUCUGCAAUCACAUUUAUCCGAAUAUUUCAUCGUGGUGGUUCGUCUCUGUCACCAGAUGCUCAAAUUCACAAGGAAAUCGGUCUGGGGUCAGCUGGCCUCUUUUCUAAGUGACUCCGAUAUGAAUGGCUACCAGUCGGAGCUCGACCGAUGGGCCAAUAUGAUCAAGGAGGAGGUGAGCCUGCUGACGGCCCAGAAUAUCAAGGAGCAAGGCGCACACCUCAAAGUGUUGUCGAAGUUCUCUGCAGCCGAAUCGCACCGUCAGAAGCUGAAGGCACAUGUGCGCGUCCUAAACUAUUGUUCCACCUACGAUUACCAGACGACGUGGAAGGAGAUUCGGAAGAUCGGGAAAUCGACUCUAUUGGAGAAGGCCCCCGAAUAUCAGCAAUGGAAAGCGGAAACAGACUCACAAACGCUAGUUUGCACAGGCAAGCUUGGCACCAUUACGAUUCCUGAAGAUAAUUCCGACAUCGGUACCUUCAUCACUACAGAGCUGGGGAGGCGUAUGGAAUGUACGGGUUCUACGAAACUGAACAUCGGGGACCCCAUGCUUAUACUUGAAAUACGGGAUGCCCUCCUUCGAGGUGCGCAGGGAAUGUUCCUCUGGGUCUCUCUCCAAAUUGAGUCCCUGUGCGCGGAGGAAACAGACGAGGCCGUUCGCCAGGCUCUGGCGAAUCUUCCCAAGGACCUCCCGACAACAUUUUACCGUAUUCUGCAGAAGUGGGAGGGCCAAGGGAAGAAGUACCAAACGCGCAUCUUUGAGCUUGUUUUGGCGGCUCGUCAGCCGUUAACUACGGAAGCCCUUCGCGAAGCUUUAAGUGUGGUCCCCGGCGAUGCUGUCUGGCGCCCAGCGAGCCUUCUGAAUGACGUAUAUUCAGUGCUGUCUUACUGUGGCAGCCUCAUUAUCGUCGACGAGGAAGAGUUGACUGUAAGAUUGAUGCAUCAUAGUGUCAAGCAAUUCCUUCUUGGCGAGUUCAAGGAUGCAAGCGGUGUCGGAUUCACGAUGGAGAGAGUAAAUAAAACCAUGGCAAGCGUCAUCGUUACGUACCUCAGCUAUGGCGUUUUUGACACUCAGGUCUCUACCAUGGUGGUUCCGCAAGUAAUGAUGGGGAUGGGGGGUGCGCCGUCUCGGAUUAUUCAUUCCACAACGGAAACAUCAGGUUUUGUCCGGGAUCUAGCUCUAAAGCUUCUGAAGUCUCGAGGUCAGGCCAAUUACAAUAUGGCGGUGGAGGAGGGCCAUGAUGAAAUCGUCAGGCUGCUAGUCGAGAAGGGUGCUGACGUAGAGACCACAGGCAGCUCCGGCCAGACUCUGCUGGCCACUGCCGUCGCGGGCGGGCGUGAGGCCAUCGUUAGGCUACUUCUCGCUACGGGCCGGAUCGAUGUCAACUCGCGGAACCAUUCUGGCCAGACGGCCCUCUGGAUAGCAGCUGAAAGGGGUCAUACAACUAUUGUCGGGCUGCUUCUCAAUGCUAGUUUUGGUGCUAGACUUGUUGACUCUGGAGACGGCUACCAUCACACGACGGCAUCGUCAUUUGCAGUUGAUAAAAGACUCGAGGCCCUAAACGUACUGGUCCCCAGGGGCCCAAUCCUUGUCAACUUCCGGGAUUCCUGUGGCCGGACGCCUCUCUGGCUAGCGGCUAGCAGAGGGUAUACAGCUAUUGCCGAGCUGUUACUGAAUAGAAUCGACGUCGAUGUUGACUCUGCAGAUGAAUACUACUGCAUGACGCCACUGUCAGUCGCUGCUCUGAAUGGACACAAGGCGAUAGUCGAACUACUGCUUGAUACGUUCGGGGUUGAUGUCAACUCGCGGAAUUAUUUCCAGCAGACGCCUCUAUCAGUAGCAGCCGAGAUGGGCCACACGGAUAUCGUCGAGCUGUUGCUGCAGAUGCUCCACGCCGUCGAUUUUAGCUCUUCAGGAGAAUCCCGCAUGACGCCAUUAUCCUAUGCGGCUAAGAAUGGUCGUGAGGCUAUCGUCAAGCUACUACUUGAUACUGGCAGGGUGAAUAUUAACUGGAGGGAUUCUUCUACCUGGAUCCCAUUAUAUUGGGCGGCUAAGAAUGGGCAUAAAUCUAUUUUCAAGUUAUUGCUCGCUUCGGACCAAACCGAGUUUGAUCUUACUCCGGAAGAUGGUGUGUACGGGCAAACGAUAUUAGUAUGGGCUGUUCGGGCUGGAUACUGGGAUGCCGUCGAAGAACUGCUGGCAACGGGCACACUCGACCUCGCUUGGGGAGGGAGCGGGAAUAAGCAGACGCUGCUGCCCUGGGCUGCUGAGAAUGGGGAUGAGUACAUUGUGAAGGUGGUGCUCGGAACAGGCAGAGCCGAUGUCAACGCGACGACUUUCCUUGGGUGGACACCACUAUUAUGCGCAGUCAUAAAGGGACACGAGGCUGUCGUCCGGCUACUACUCACCAAAAAGACGGUCGAUAUUAACUCGAAGGAUCGUUUCGGCCGGACGCCACUCUGGUGGGCCGCUUCAGGAGGACACGAGGGGAUUGUCAAGCUACUUCUCUCGUCAGAUAGAGAUGUCGACGUCAAUUCUCCAAACCCCGAUCGCCAGUCGCCACUGUGGUGGGCCGCUGCGAAGGGAUACGAGGGUAUCGUCAAGUUGCUGCUGAGAACGGGCCGCGUUGACGUGGAUGCGAGGGACAGUCUCCUUCAGCGGACGCCACUACUGUGCGCUGCUGUGAAGGGAUAUGCGAGCAUCGCUAAGCUACUGCUCGAUACAGGCAAGGUUGACGUUAACGCAAGGGAUGCCGAGAACCGGACGCCAUUGUUGUGGGCCGCCGAGAACGGGCACUUUAGCAUGAUCAAGCUGCUGCUGUCCGUCCCCGAGAUCAACAUUAAUGUUACAGAUACUUAUAACCGGACACCACUUUGGUGGGCUGCUGAGAAUGGGUAUGAGUACGUUGUUAGGCUCCUUAUGGCUCUGGGUAAGGACCGCCAAGUUGAUGUCGGGACAAUGGAUUCUAUAUUCCGCCAGACUCCAGCGUCACGCGCCGCUAAGAAAGGCCACGACACGAUUGUUUAUUUACUCUUACGGCGCAAUUACUAG
Messenger RNA from Scedosporium apiospermum, 3501 nucleotides. RefSeq names its product 1-alkyl-2-acetylglycerophosphocholine esterase. The coding region runs from base 1 to 3501 and encodes 1166 amino acids. Gene Ontology annotation, molecular function: protein binding. The transcript is spliced from 5 exons. Gene Ontology annotation, cellular component: ciliary inversin compartment. NCBI's taxonomy places the organism in Eukaryota, Fungi, Ascomycota, Sordariomycetes, Microascales, Microascaceae. Gene Ontology annotation, biological process: protein localization to ciliary inversin compartment. The record is from RefSeq and is a predicted model, not a curated record.